Molecule: messenger RNA, 666 nt
Organism: Gopherus evgoodei (Goodes thornscrub tortoise)
Lineage: Eukaryota; Metazoa; Chordata; Testudines; Testudinidae
Gene: BHLHE23
Product: basic helix-loop-helix family member e23
Exons: 1
Coding region: 1-666 (221 amino acids)
Molecular function (GO): protein dimerization activity
Source: RefSeq, a predicted model, not a curated record
AUGGCCGAGCUGAAGUCCCUGGGCAGCGACCCCUACCUGGCCCUGGCUCAGAGCUACGGCCAGUCCGCCUUCGCCUACGGGCCGGGGCGCGGCGCGGCGGAGAGCCCGCGGGGCUACGCGGGCAGCGGCGGGGCUUUCCACCCCACCCCGCUGGGCAAGUCGGCGGAGAGCAGCGGCGAGCAGAGCGGGGACGAGGAGGACGCCUUCGAGCCGGCCAAGCGGAGCCCGGCGUACGAGCGGGGCGGCAAACUGCAGGCGGGCGCCCUGGGGAAGAAGCCCAAGGAGCAGCGCUCGCUGCGGCUCAGCAUCAACGCCCGGGAGCGCCGGCGGAUGCACGACCUGAACGACGCGCUGGACGGGCUGCGCUCGGUCAUCCCCUACGCCCACAGCCCCUCGGUGAGGAAACUCUCCAAAAUCGCCACCCUGCUGCUGGCCAAGAACUACAUCCUCAUGCAGGCGCAGGCUCUGGAGGAGAUGAGGCGGCUCGUGGCCUAUCUGAACCAAGGGCAGAGCCUCAGCACCCCUCUCCCUGCCACACUCAACCCCUUCGGACAGUCAGCUGUGUACCCCUUCUCGGGCACCGCCCUGCCCAGCUGCCCUGAGAAAUGCACUGCCUUCCCUGGGACAACCUCCACGCUCUGCAAACACUGUAAUGAUAAACCUUGA